Trypanosoma cruzi is the source of this 2400-nucleotide messenger RNA. RefSeq names its product retrotransposon hot spot (RHS) protein, putative. The coding region runs from base 1 to 2400 and encodes 799 amino acids. Lineage: Eukaryota; Euglenozoa; Kinetoplastea; Trypanosomatida; Trypanosomatidae. The record is from RefSeq and is a predicted model, not a curated record. The transcript has a single exon.
AUGUCUGGAAAUCAAGCGUCUGCCGUGCCGCAGGGAGAUGAUCAGAGGAGAGCGAGGCCGGAGUCUGAGGAUGUUACAGAUCAACCCGCCGCGACUCGCAGAAGAGUGGAGGAGGCGCGGCAACCGCAGUGGACCAUGAGCAGCAGCGUAAAGGACAUCCUGCUGGAGGGAAGCACUCUCAGGACCGACAUGAAGCUGAACGAUUUCCUUCGGAGCAAUUUGGGCGGCAGGGGCGUUGUGGACACCAAUGAGAACGUCGCUAUGGAGAUGUUUGUGUUGAGACCCACGAUGUUUAUUAACGACAGUGAAAUAUUGGGCUUAAUAACGGCAUCGCCGUCGUACCAAGAGCUGGAAAGAGAGAUGAAAAGAGAGCUGGAGAAAAGGAAAAUACUAUUGGAGGCUAUUAAUAAGCUUCAACACGAGGGUGUGCACUUUCUCGAGCAAUGGAGGUACUAUCAAGGAAAGGCUACACUCACUCCACUUGUAUGUGAAAAACUAAACGGGGUUUUCGCUCAGGUACAGAGAGAAAAACGUGAGGCAAAUGAAAGAGCGAUGCUUGAGGCAGCGAAGGUUCUUGAAGCUGAGAUGCUGGAGGGAUGCUACGAGUCUGUGUACAAUGCGAGGUGGCAUCAUGUGGUGGAGGUUCCUGACGACACCGGAAUGGGAAUGGAGGUGAAGGAGGGGGAACCACCGCAGUCAUGGACGUACAAGAAAGUUGGCGAAACUUUCGAAAAGAAUGACGCUGUACAGCAAUUCAGCCCACCGCGUCCCAGGCUGAUGGUGCUUACCUCGGAAAAGGCAUGGCCAUACUCAUGGGUGGGGAAUAGACGCAUUCGUGACUGCUAUGUGAACUGUGAGGUGGAUCGAGUGUGGCAGAUCGUCAAGGGCGAGCUAACCAAAUGGUUCAGCUUUCGCGGUUGGAUCGACUUUGAGCCUAAUCGGCAUCUCUUGAUUGGGACGCCCGGGAUCGGGAAGUCGAUGGGUGCCGGCUCGUACCUCCUCUACCAGCUACUGCACUGCGAUGUCGAGAAACUCCAAGUGGUUGUAUACGUUAUUGCGGAUGAAGCAUUUUUGUUUGACAAGACCGCCCAUACGGUGACACAGUACCAUACUGAUGAAAUGUCGAGGAGUGUUAUCCCGAGUUUGAGGAAGCGUGGGAUGAAAGGGUAUGUUAUCUACGACGUGGCAAAGGAUGGUCGUAAACCGUCGGUUUUUCUUGUUCCUUCCGAAUGGGGCAUGAUUGUACUGACAUCACCAAACGAGAAUAACUUUAAGCAAUGGAAGAAGGAUAAGAGAGUGGUGCCAAUCGUAAUUGAUUGCCCUCACAGGAUUGAUUUGAAGGCAAUGUGCUUUUGGAUGAAGCACAUUCAGCCCACGGAGGAACAAACGAGGGAACAAUUGGAGGAACAAACGGAGGAACAAGCGAUGAACCCAGCGCAAUACUGGGAAAAGGUGGAGAAGCGCGUGGAUGAAGUGGGUCCGAUCCCACGUUGUAUCUUCAAUGUGUUAGAAUAUAAUACUCACGUGCCCGCGAUUGACAAAGCUAUAGAAAAUAUUAACGCUUCUAAUGCUACGGAUUACAUGGGUGUGGGAAGCGAUAAAAUUUGGAUUGCUGAAGAUGUUUCCCACAAAAUCGUGAAAGUUCUCCGAAUGCGAGCAGUGUCUGAAAUCGAAGUAGGUUACAACGCACCGGUCUCCCGUUCGGCCAUGAUUAAGAUAACUCAUCAUCUAACAAAUAUGACGCCGCCGGUUGAUAUUUUAAAUCUGUUGCUGCGUAGCUUCGGUUAUUUGGUGUGGGCGAAAUUAGAGCAAUCAGGCACGGCCACGUUUAUGAAUCCGCAUGCCGUGGAUAUAAUACAAAGAAACCUCACUGAGCUACAUCCAGGAGGGCGAAGUCGGUCGCGGUUUUCGGUAUUGAGCGACAACCCUCGAGGUCACCCCACCCGCAGUGAAAUAUUACAAGAACUGCGUGGCAACCCUGCCAGGAUGGAUUUGAAGUACGGGGUAUUGUACGAACCGAUUGUCAGAAACUUUCCGCUGGUGGAUGCCCUUUUCUUCACGGAGUCACCGCGGAGGACGCUGGUUGGGCUGCAGACGACUACAGCAAAUGCACACCACACCCAAACCAGCACUGUGAGGCUGUUUAAGGAGCGUAUGGCGGAAUACUUUAAUGGUUGGGAGGAAUUUGCCCGAGACUUGUCGUGGGAGAUUAUUUAUGCACAGCACGCAGACAGCACGCCCAUACGUGGCUGGCAGAGAUGUGAUGAUUCGGCGAAUUUAACAGAAGCUGAGAAUCGUGAAAUAGCGGCGUUCUGGGAGGAAAAGGUACACCAGUAUCAAGUGACAGUAGCAGCCGAAAUGUUAUUGCAAAACAGGCCACCUGAAGUCAGUGAUAACUAA